Trichechus manatus latirostris (Florida manatee) is the source of this 928-nucleotide messenger RNA. Its product is annotated as group 10 secretory phospholipase A2. Gene Ontology annotation, molecular function: calcium ion binding; phospholipid binding. The transcript is spliced from 4 exons. Gene Ontology annotation, biological process: lipid catabolic process; phospholipid metabolic process; arachidonate secretion. Bases 1 to 486 code for a protein of 161 amino acids. Lineage: Eukaryota; Metazoa; Chordata; Mammalia; Sirenia; Trichechidae. The record is from RefSeq and is a predicted model, not a curated record.
AUGGGCCGGCUGCCUCUGUGCCUGCCAGUAAUGCUGCUCCUGCUGCCGCUGCUGCCGGACCUCGGGCCCAGGCCCGGCGCGGCCUCCAGGAAGUCUCAUGUGCACCGGCGUGGGCUCCUUGAGCUCGCGGGGACCCUGCAGUGUGCCAGCACCCUCUCUGCCCUGGCCUACAUAAGCUAUGGUUGCCACUGUGGCCUGGGCGGCCAAGGCCAGCCCCGGGACACCACAGACUGGUGCUGCCACCGUCAUGACUGCUGCUAUGCGGUUGCCGAGCAGGCUGGCUGCAGGCCCAAGCUGGACCGCUACUCCUGGAAGUGCAUGGAUAAACGCGUGGUGUGUGGACCGGCGGAGGACAAAUGCCAAGAACUCAUAUGCAAGUGUGACCGGGAGGCUGCUGACUGCUUAGCCCGAGCUGAGUACAACAUACAGCACCUCUUCUACCCCUAUUUCCUAUGUGGGAAAGACUCACCCAAGUGUGACUCCUAGCCUGACUUGAAAUGAUUUUUUGCAUAAGGAAAUAAAUCUCCUUUUCACUGAUCAACAGUAGUGUUCAGUUCUCUGCAGGAGGGAACUGAGGCCAAGUGAUACAGCUGCAAGGCUUGUGUUUGCUUUCUCUCCCUGUCCCGGAACUUGGGGCUGGAGUCUGUUUGGUUUCCAGUUUGAUUAAGGUCGAAAGUCCUGUGUCUGUUUCAUAGAACCACAACUAUGUUUAUGACAGUGCCCGGUUUGGUAACAUUUUUGAGAUUCACCCCUUAUGAAAAGGUGAGCUUUGUCUUCUAACCUGCUUCUGAUGACGGGUGGUCAAAUAUGAGUGACCUUCUAUGAGCCUGGCCUCAGGCUAGGCUCUGAGAUUUAGCAUAAGAUGUGACACUCAAGUCUAGUGGCUUUUAGCUUCCCCGUUGCCACCAAGUCAAUUCCGACUCAUAGC